Messenger RNA from Drosophila persimilis, 1390 nucleotides. RefSeq names its product phosphatidylinositol glycan anchor biosynthesis class U protein (gene PIG-U). Lineage: Eukaryota; Metazoa; Arthropoda; Insecta; Diptera; Drosophilidae. Gene Ontology annotation, cellular component: membrane; GPI-anchor transamidase complex. The coding region runs from base 77 to 1357 and encodes 426 amino acids. The record is from RefSeq and is a predicted model, not a curated record. Gene Ontology annotation, biological process: protein localization to cell surface; attachment of GPI anchor to protein. The transcript is spliced from 4 exons.
GAAACUGCAUUUAUUUUACAGAAAUAAUGCUGCACACUUCCAUAAAUUAGGAUCUACAACAAAGCACGCGAGCAAUAUGGAUGCAAAAUUCUAUAAACUAAUUCUGCUGGGCGGAGCCGUACGCUUCUACUUCGUGCGUACACCUCUGGCGUCGCUCAUCAGCGACCGGGUAGAGUUUGCUACACCUUUAAAUUCCCAAAAGCGAAUGAAGGAAGGCAUAUACCUGCUGGACCAGGGCAUUGAUCCAUACAGUGGCGACCUGGUCCAUGAGACCCCACUAGUGCUGAAGGCUUUAUCGGGACUGUUCCUAAACUUUCCCCAGUGGCUGCCAUUAAUCUACAUAAUGCUCGAUCUGUUGACGGGGGCACUACUCUACAAUUUGAGCGUACGAUUUGUGAAGCAAAAGCUGCAGAAACAGCGCCUGGAGCGAAAGAACUAUGCUAAAGACACCGAACAACUGCAGUACAACGAUGAUGACAACUAUGAUAUACCUGAGCUCGUACUGAUUGCUUAUCUCUUCAACCCUCUGACUGUGCUGAGCUGCAUUGGCCUGACCUCGACAGUGCUGAGCAACCUGUUUCUAGCCCUAUUCCUGUAUUUCCUGACUAAAGGGCUUCUAUUGCCGUGCAUAUUUCUGCUGGCCUUUGAGACUGUUCGUAGCUUCUACCCAAUUGUGUUGAUGGCUCCACUGCUAUUAGUCUUUGCACGCCGCUCCUUCGCCGGUGGCGUCAUCCUAUCAGUUCUCUUUGCAGUUGCAUGCCUCAUUAUAGCUGCCGCCAGCUAUUUGGUUAUAGAAAGUUGGAGUUUCUUGGAUGGAACCCUAGGAUUUAUCUUUUAUUUCCGAGAUCUCCAGCCAAAUAUUGGUCUGUUUUGGUAUUUCUUUACCGAAAUGUUUGAACAUUUCCGCACCAUGUUCCUAAUCACAUUCCAACUGAAUGCCACAGUGCUGUACCUGGUGCCGCUCAGCCUUAAGCUGCGCAAGGAGCCAUUGCUGCUGGCAACCGUACUGGUGGCCCUCAUGGCUGUGUUUCGUGCAUAUCCAAGCCUGGGAGAUGUGGGCUUCUACCUGGCAUUGCUGCCUCUGUGGAAACGAUGCUGGAAGUACAUGGCCCAUGGCUUUGUUGUCUUCACAUUCUUCUUGGUGACCUUGUCCAUGAUGGGCACCCUCUGGCACUUAUGGAUCUACGCGGGAUCGGCCAAUGCCAAUUUCUAUUUUGGAGCCACGCUGGCCUUCUCGACGGGUCAGAUAUUCCUCAUCACGGACCUGCUGUUUGCGCACGUUAAGCGAGAGUUCUGUUUGUACAAUGGCCAGAAGAUCAUGAUCGACGGAGAGGAGGCGCGCAUACUCUUAAAAUAAGCCAAAAGCUAAUAUCAAAUCAACAAAACACUU